Molecule: messenger RNA, 2054 nt
Organism: Coccinella septempunctata (seven-spotted ladybird)
Lineage: Eukaryota; Metazoa; Arthropoda; Insecta; Coleoptera; Coccinellidae
Product: organic cation/carnitine transporter 7-like
Exons: 5
Coding region: 183-1802 (539 amino acids)
Biological process (GO): transmembrane transport
Cellular component (GO): membrane
Molecular function (GO): transmembrane transporter activity
Source: RefSeq, a predicted model, not a curated record
CACAUUAGUCGUCAAAAAUGACUAUGAAAUGAAUUAAGGUGGUCUUUGUACAAACCCCGUUUAUAGUGAAGAAAAUUUGUUCUUAUGAUUGAUUAGUUUUCGUAUGGUUUUUUUAUAACUGAGUGCUAUGGAUAUCAUCAUAGCAGAAAAACAUUUCUGUUGCUAUCACUUCAGUAUCAAUUAUGGGAGCCAGUGACAUACAUAGGAAAUCAGCCAGUGCAGAAGAAUCUGUGGAAUUUGACGAAGCUCUAGUGUUAACAGGCUAUGGAAGGUUCCAUUUCGAAUCGCUGGCAGCCUGCGCUCUUGGAAUUGUGAUCGUGGGUUUUCAAAACGGCAUAACUAGCUACAUCUUUCCAGCAGCGCAAUGCGAGCUGGAUCUAGCAUCUUCCCAGCUGGGAUUCCUGAACGUAGCCUUUCUGGUAGGAGGAAUGUGCAGCUGUUUUUUCUGGGGAAGCCUGGCUGACGCACUUGGGAGGAAAUAUGUCCUUAUAACGAGUCUUUUGUUGGACUGUGUAGUGAUGAUAGUGUUGACAGUGUCCAAUCAUGUGAUGUGUUUGACUAUAUGUCGGUUUUUGAACGGGUUCUUCGCAGGAGCGCCUGGUAGCGUGUUACUUUCAUAUUUGGGCGAGUUUCAACCCCCGAAACUCCGAUCUGGAAUCAUCUGUGGCGCAGGAUUAUUCUUCACGUCUUCCUGGUUACUUCUACCGAUCUUGGCGUGGUUCAUCUUACCCUUGAACAUCCAUAUAACAAUAGGAUCGUGGUUCAUUAUAACCCCAUGGAGAUUAUACCUCAUUUUCGUAGCGAUCCAAGAAGGUGUUUUGGGAUUGUGGUUCCUCAGACUUCCAGAAAGUCCAAAAUAUCUGUUAGCAAUAGGGAAGAAGAAGGAAGCCCUUGAUAUACUGAGAAAAAUGUUUGUUUUGAACAAAGGAAAAAGUCCAGAAGAAUAUCCGGUGAAGAGUUUGUAUUGUCCAAGCGCCAACAACGAUGUAUUGGCUGGGAAGGUUGGUUGCAUAGGAAAAGCAUCAAGGAUACUUCGAGAUAUGAGUGCGCAGAUGAAAAGCCUUUUCAAGACACCACUGCUUUUUAUUACAAUCUUAUCAUGUACAAUAAUGUUCACGAACAUGUUUGGUGCUUUCGGCCUUGGACUGUGGCUACCAGAACUUUUCAUCCGUUUCAAGCAAUAUGCAGUCCUCCAUCCCAACGAAACAGUUACUUUAGACAAAUUAGCAUUACUAUCAGUCGCUACGAACAAGACCUGCGAUUCAACAUUCGACUUGUCUGUGAUACAAAAUACCGUGGUUAUGGGAUUAACGUCUUUGGUAACUAGCGUUUUCUGUGGAUAUAUAUCAACCAAGGUCUCCAUAAAGACCAUACCAUUUGUAUGUAUGCUUUUGGGUGGCCUGGCAUCAGCAUCUAUAUAUUGGCUGAGAUCCGCCACUCAAAACUUGAUUGUGGCUUCCGUUUUUCAAGCAACCAUGAUCGUUGCUAAUAUGUCUCUCAGUGGCGUUGUGGUGGAAUUGUUUCCUACCAGCGUUGGAGCUACCGCUAUAUGUCUGGCGAUGUUUAUGGGGAGAAUGGGGGCGAUGACCAGCAAUAUGGUUUUCGGCUUGCUAAUGGACGAACAUUGCGAAAUUCCUAUAUUCGCUGUGGCUGUGAACGUUCUCUUAGGAGCUCUUCUGUGUUGGGUAAUACCUGUUAAUCAAAGUGAAGAAAAAAUUGACAAGAAUAGUUAUGUAGCCGGAAAAACGGUGGAAAUUUCCUUAGUAACGUUACCAAAGAACGAAUGUAAUCCUGGAGCAUGAAGUGAUUUUACGAAUUUGACAUUUCUGGAAGAUACUCAGGCGAAAUUCAAAUUUUCGCGCUCUUUAUGAUCAAAAGUAGCACAGAAUUAAACGAUUUAUGUCUAAAUUCUUUUCGUAGUGAAAAUCAUUCGGGAACUUUUCAGAAUAUCGAGAAAGGAAUACCAUUAAGCUGCAAAAUAAUACGUAAAUUUCAAAAUAUUUGAAUUGAAAUUCAUGCUGUUUGUAUAUACUUAUUUCAUUCAUAAUAAGUUA